CCCGGCCGGGCAGGAGGGGCGAGCCCGAGGGCGAUUCGGGAAGAGGAGCCGCGGCACAGAGGUGGCCCUGCCGUGGGCGGUGGUCGCGCGGGGGCCGUGACCCUCGCAGGUCGAGAGACCCGGGCAGUCACGGCGGGGCGGGGCCGCCACCCGCGAGUCAAGUCGAGCCACCUGAGCCGGAGCCCCGAGGACGCCGUUGCUCCCCGCUGUCCGGAGCGCCGCGAUGGGCCGGGGGAGCCGACCGCCCGCCCAGCGGAGAGCGCUGCCGCCCUGGCCGCCGCUGCUGCUUCUGCUGCUGCUGCUGCUGCUGCCGCCGCCGCCGCCGACUCGGGCGCUCGUCCCUCGGAUCAGCCUGCCGCUGGGUUCUGAAAAGCGGCCAUUCCUCAGAUUUGAAGCUGAAAACAUUUCCAACUACACGGCCCUUCUGCUGAGCAGGGAUGGCAGGACUCUGUACGUGGGUGCCCGAGAGGCUCUCUUUGCUCUCAACAGUAGUUCCAGCUUCCUGCCAGGCGGGGAGUACCAGGAGCUGCUGUGGAGCGCAGAUGCAGACAGGAAACAGCAGUGCAGCUUCAAGGGCAAGGACCCACAGCGCGACUGUCAAAACUACGUCAAGAUCCUCCUUCCGCUCAACAGCAGCCACCUGUUCACCUGCGGCACAGCAGCCUUCAGCCCCGUGUGCACCUACAUCAGUGUGGAGAACUUCACUCUGGCACAGGACGAGGCGGGGAACGUCCUCCUGGAAGAUGGCAAGGGCCGAUGUCCCUUUGACCCCAAUUUCAAGUCUACGGCCCUGGUGGUCGACGGUGAGCUGUACACUGGAACAGUCAGCAGCUUCCAAGGCAAUGACCCGGCCAUCUCCCGGAGCCAGAGCCUCCGCCCGACCAAGACCGAGAGCUCCCUCAACUGGCUCCAAGACCCAGCGUUUGUGGCCUCAGCCUACGUUCCCGAGAGCCUGGGCAGUUUGCAAGGGGACGAUGACAAGAUCUACUUCUUCUUCAGCGAGACUGGCCAGGAGUUUGAGUUUUUCGAGAACACCAUCGUGUCCCGCAUCGCCCGCAUCUGCAAGGGUGACGAGGGCGGCGAGCGGGUCCUGCAGCAACGCUGGACGUCCUUCCUCAAGGCCCAGCUGCUCUGCUCGCGGCCCGACGACGGCUUCCCGUUCAACGUGCUGCAGGACGUCUUCACGCUGAGCCCCAGCCCCCAGGACUGGCGGGACACCCUCUUCUAUGGGGUCUUCACAUCCCAGUGGCACAGGGGGACCACGGAGGGCUCCGCCCUCUGUGUCUUCACCAUGAAAGACGUGCAGAAGGCCUUCAACGGCCUGUACAAGGAGGUGAACCGGGAGACACAGCAGUGGUACACUGUGACCCACCCAGUGCCCACACCCCGUCCCGGAGCGUGCAUCACCGACAGUGCCCGGGAGAGGAAGAUCAGCUCGUCCCUGCAACUCCCAGACCGUGUGCUGAACUUCCUCAAGGACCACUUCCUGAUGGACGGGCAGGUCCGCAGCCGCCUGCUGCUGCUGCAGCCCCGCGCCCGCUACCAGCGCGUGGCCGUGCACCGCGUGUCCGGCCUGCACCACACCUACGACGUGCUCUUCCUGGGCACCGGCGAUGGCCGGCUGCACAAGGCGGUGGGCGUGGGCCCCAGGGUGCACAUCGUCGAGGAGCUCCAGAUCUUCUCGCCAGGACAGCCCGUGCAGAACCUGCUGCUGGACGCCAGCAGGGGACUGCUCUACGCUGCCUCCCACUCAGGCGUAGUCCAGGUGCCUGUGGCCAACUGCAGCCUGUACCAGAGCUGUGGGGACUGUGUCCUCGCCCGGGACCCCUACUGUGCUUGGAGCGGUUCCAGCUGCAGACACGUCAGCCUCUACCAACCUGAGGCGGCCUCCAGGCCGUGGAUCCAGGACAUUGAGGGGGAGAACGCCAGGGGCCUCUGCAACACGUCCUCAGCCCGGCUUCCGGCUCCUGUACUAACAGGCGAGAAGCCGUGUGAGCGGGUCCAGUUUCAGCCCAACACGGUGAACACGUUAGCCUGCCCCCUCCUCUCCAACCUGGCCACCCGGCUCUGGCUCCACGACGGGGCCCCUGUCAACGCCUCGGCCUCCUGCCGCGUGUUGCCUACUGGGGACCUGCUGCUGGUGGGCAGCCAGCAGGAACUGGGGGUGUUCCAGUGCUGGUCGCUGGAGGAGGGUUUCUGGCAGCUGGUGGCCAAUUACUGCCCGAAGGUAGCAGAGGACCUGAUCGCGGACCGAGCAGACCGGAGCGGCGGCGUGCCCAUCGUCAUCAGCACGUCGCGGGUGAGCGCGCCAGCCGGCGGCAAGGCCAGCUGGGGUGCGGACAAGUCCUACUGGACCGAGUUCCUGGUGAUGUGCGCGCUCUUCGUGUUCGCUGUGGUGCUCCUGAUUUUAUUCUUCCUCUACCGGCACCGGGGCGGCAUGAAAGUCUUCCUGAAGCGGGGGGAGUGUGCCAGCGUGCACCCCAAGACCCGCCCUACGGCGCUGCCACCCGAGACCCGGCCGCUUAACGGCGUAGGCCCCCCUAGCACCCCUCUCGACCACCGAGGCUACCAGGCCCUGUCAGACAGCCCCCCGGGGCCCCGCGUCUUCACGGAGUCCGAGAAGAGGCCGCUCAGCAUCCAGGACAGCUUUGUGGAGGUGUCCCCGGUGUGCCCCAGGCCCCGGGUCCGCCUGGGCUCUGAGAUCCGGGACUCCGUGGUGUGAGAGCUGACUUCUAGAGGAGUCCACCUUGGCUUCGGAGGCCGCGAGUGCUAAGAGGGGGUCAGCCGGGCCUCCGCUUCUCGCGGAACACAACUGUGGCGCCCGACCCUCGGGAGCGAUGGAGCGGGCCACGUAGCGAGGCCCCCUCCGACCCACAGCCACGGUCCCGGAGGUCCCAGCUGAAGAUGGGGGCCUGUCUCGAUGGACAGAAGAGCGCUCCCUGUGUAAACUGAGCCCUUUGUUUAAACAACGGAAAAUGUGAAACGGGAGUGAGGAGGAGACAGCCCGGAGCCCCAGGCGCGCACGCAGCCCCUCCCGCAGCCUCAGCCUCGGAGGCGUGGGAAUCCGCCCAAAGUGGUUGUCUGAGACAGAGCUGGGCACCCCCACCGGCCGGCCUCUUCCACCUUCUCUGCCUUAGCCUGCCGCCACCAGCUGCCCCUGGUCUCUGCCGAGGCAAGGGCCGGCUCGGGCUCCGUGCGUCCUGCCUCGACGGCUGGCCGGCCCAUUACAGCCAUCAUCCCAUCACCUCAGGGACCAGGGGGAGGCGGGGGUGCCACACCGCCCCCGCAGCCCUCCCAAGGCCCUGGGCUCCGGCUCACCUGCUGGACCUUUCCAGCCUGUAUCAGGCUGUGGCCACGUGUGAGAGGGGGCAGCGCGAGCCCGGGAGAGAGUUUGUGAUGAUGGACGCCUUUCUCUCGGAAGCCUGCCUUCCUCCACCCCAGCCUGCAAACCUGUGUCCCUUUUCCCCACGUCUACCCCAGACUCCCCCCUAAACCUAGUCCUCCCCAGAGUCCAUCCCCUGUACCUUGCCUGCCCCCAUUCUAAGGUAUAUGGACACUGCCCAACACAGGGGCCCUGAGUUUAUGUGGGUUUUAUAUUUUUUUUUAAUGAGAUGCACUUUACUUUUUUUUCUUUUUUUAAAUAAAAUCUAAAGAAUAGAAACAA
Messenger RNA from Herpailurus yagouaroundi (jaguarundi), 3664 nucleotides. It is a transcript of the gene SEMA4B, whose product is annotated as semaphorin 4B. Gene Ontology annotation, biological process: positive regulation of cell migration; neural crest cell migration; semaphorin-plexin signaling pathway. Gene Ontology annotation, molecular function: chemorepellent activity; semaphorin receptor binding. Gene Ontology annotation, cellular component: plasma membrane. Lineage: Eukaryota; Metazoa; Chordata; Mammalia; Carnivora; Felidae. Bases 224 to 2722 code for a protein of 832 amino acids. The record is from RefSeq and is a predicted model, not a curated record. The transcript has 15 exons.